UGAACACCUUCUGGCUCCCGCCUUCCCCCGCUUCCGGUCGUCGUCGUCGCCGCCGCUACUCCUGCUGCUGCUGCUACUGGGGCUGGUGGCGGAGGUCUGAGAAUCGGGCGGCGGCGGCGGCGGCCGAGAGGGCGGCGGCGGGAGGGAAGGAGCAGGACGAGGGAACGAGAGGAGGCGAGCGCGGAGCGAGCGGAGCGCGCCCUUCCGCCCUCCUGAGGUUCCGGAGCCUCCCGGGCCCGCAGCCGCCGCCGCCCGUCCGCCCGUCCGCCAGUCCGCCCGCCCGCCGGACAAAGCCGAGAGCCCGCGCUGGAGCCAUGUCCUCGUCUGCCGGCAGCGGCCACCAGCCCAGCCAGAGCCGUGCCAUCCCCACCCGCACCGUGCCCAUCAGCGACGCGGCGCAGCUACCUCAUGACUAUUGCACCACGCCCGGGGGGACGCUGUUCUCCACCACGCCGGGAGGAACCCGAAUCAUUUAUGAUCGAAAGUUUCUGUUGGAUCGUCGCAAUUCUCCCAUGGCUCAAACUCCGCCCUGCCAUCUGCCCAAUAUCCCAGGAGUUACUCGCCCUGGCACCUUAAUCGAAGACUCCAAAGUAGAAGUGAACAAUUUGAACAACUUGAACAAUCAUGACAGGAAGCAUGCAGUUGCAGGGGAUGAUUCUCAGUUCGAGAUGGACAUCUGACCUCCUACAAAAAGAGGAAAGCAGCACCCCAGAUACUUCUGCAGACCUGCUGUGGCCAACAGGACCAACAGUGGAAAGACAGGCAGCACCGGCAGCCUGCAGUGCCAUCCCCACCUCCCCUCUUCCUCAGGUGCCAAAUGCUAGGAAGAUGAGCUGCGUCUGGCUGUUUAUUCUCAUGUUUCCCGUCCCCUGCCCAGCUAGACAGAUUAGUUUGAAGGCGCUAGGGGCGCUUCUGUAGAGCUAAGCUGUCCACUGAGACAAACAGUUAAACUGUCUUCCCUGGUCCUGUCUCUAUUGAGAAUCUCCCUAUUCCUCCUCAGAGUUAUCUCAGAUCUAAUACCAGUCUACCAACAACUGCGUGUGUGGAAUGCCUGGGGAAGGGAUGCAGAGGUUUGGCAGGUUCGUCAUUCAUGUUUUUUACUCUGUCUUUCCUCCUCGUAUCCCACCCAUGAUUUAGCGCUGGGUUCCAGAUCUUUAAAACCAGCAGGGGGAAGUGAUAAAAAGAAAGCUGCUUUCCCUUUUACCUUGAGGUAUUUGUCCUUAUGGACAGAGCAGCACAAUUUAUGCAACUUUAAGUAGCAUGGCUCUGUGACACAGUUUGGAAAUCUGCAUCCCCUCUUUCCCUUGGGAGGAAUGUCUUCUGUCUUUGGUAUUGUAGUUUCUUUUCCCAUUCCUUUACUCGGCAGAUAUGUGUAUAGGUAUUUUUAAACUCAGUGCUCAGUACCCAGCUGUUCUUCGUUCUUCUGCCUUCCUCUCUGUCUGCAUUUGUUGCCACAGAGUCCUCUGUACUAGGAGCUGUCCAGGUGACGCCUGCUCCCAGAGCAGGACAAUUGGAAGUAACAGAGGCACUUUGCUUCCCCUUGAUGGUUAAAGCCUGCUCCUAGAUUCUGCCAGACAACACCUAAAAGACUGUUGAGCAACUUGAGUACUCAGUCCCAGUCAGUUUUAAAACUCCACUGAACAUUGUGCUAUUUGUUGUCUUGGCUUGCAGUUUCUUACAAGGUAACUUUUAGAAAUGUUCUUAGAAAAGAACCACAUUUUUUACAUAUUUGGAUCUGCUUUGUUUGGCUACUGGGAUAGAUAAGCAUGGAUUUAAAAAUGUGUUCCUCCCAGAUUUCUUGCCAUUCCCACAGUACUCUGAAUUCUCCUUCCUUUCUUCCCUCCUUCCUACCAUCUCCCUCCCUUUCUUUCCUUCCCUUUCCUCUCCCAGGCCAUUUUUCAAAUCUACAUCAAAGAUGAUACCUCAAGUGUUGGUAUCUGAUAAUAUCUGUCACUUACCUGAAGAGUGACCUUUUAUUUUUAAAUGACUACAGACCUAUUUUUAGAUAUGUUUUCAGUACAAUUUUGAACAGCAACUUUUUCACUAAACAUCUUCCAGUUCAGGGAAGUGUUCUGUGUCACUGUCCUUUGUGGUCCCGUGCCCGCCUCCCGAUUUUCCUUCCGAGCUCUUUCCCCUUCAGUUUGGAUGUGUGUGUUUGGAGUUUGUAGAGGGUGGUUUGUAAAACUGGACCAUUCUGCCUUGCUGUGGGUUGUUCAGGAAAGCCUCAUUAUCCUUUUACUCUUCCAUUUGCCCUUCUCCCCACCCGACUCCUGGUACUGCCGGCUGGCACAGUAACCCCAGGAGAGGGUUCCCCUAUAGAAAGACAGACAUUGUCCCCUCACAGGGGAACACAAGUAGAGCAGCCACUGGUGUCCUGCAACUUUCUGGUUGGAUUCUUAUUAAGAGAUUCCAAGGUGAGAGUCAUAGGCCCAUUGGCUAAGAAGUAAGAACAAAAGCUGUUUUUCUUUUGAAUUAUGAGAACGUAUUUGUGAAGACAUUUUAGAAAGAGAAGACAUUUUAGAAACAAAGCAGAACUUUGUUUUGUCUUUUGCUGCAAAAUGUGAAUAGUUCAGAGUAAAACCUCUUGUGAUGGUUGAUGUCUCUCAGGAAUAAGCUGGAUCUCCAAUGUUUUGGGGGUGCUUGAGUCUCACAAUCAGUAAUCAAAAAAUAUUUUGUUUAAUGUAUCCCUCUUAUUUUAAUUAAACUUCAAAUUUUGCUUUUCAUA
This is a messenger RNA of Chinchilla lanigera (long-tailed chinchilla), 2725 nucleotides long. RefSeq names its product eukaryotic translation initiation factor 4E binding protein 2 (gene Eif4ebp2). Gene Ontology annotation, cellular component: cytoplasm. The transcript is spliced from 3 exons. Bases 315 to 680 code for a protein of 121 amino acids. Gene Ontology annotation, molecular function: eukaryotic initiation factor 4E binding. NCBI's taxonomy places the organism in Eukaryota, Metazoa, Chordata, Mammalia, Rodentia, Chinchillidae. The record is from RefSeq and is a predicted model, not a curated record. Gene Ontology annotation, biological process: negative regulation of translational initiation.